AUAGCAUUGUUAUGACCCAUAAUGAUGAUGCGGCUGAUGAAUCAAUGAACAAGGUGUGUCGACUCGGGUGGUGGGUGUAAAUUGUGUGCUGCGUCGGACUUACCUUCCUCAACUCGAUUUACAUUCUUUCACUUUCAGUCAACACCACUCACUUUUCCACAUCUCUCAAAAGACCAACGUCUUCGAAAACACCUCCUCAUUCUGUCUGAUUCAUUGUUCUGAACAUCAUCUCCAUCUGUACGUUUUCAGGUUCCUGUCAGAUUGUCCAGAUCGCUCAGGAGCAUCACCUUCCUCGACGCUUUCCACCUCCAGGUCCAGCCUCAUCUGAAAGAUCAAUUCAUUCAUCCAACAUGAACAGUGUGGGACCAUUGAAUAGCAUCCCAGCAGCCUCUGAUACACCAGCAAACAGACAGAUGCCUCUGAACUCGCGAGUCCUUCCAUAUGAAGGUCAAGCGCCCACUCAACUCAACAUGAUACCUAGUCAAGACACUUCGCAGCAACGUGCUAUGUUCAACCCAACUGCAUCAUCGCCAUGGGUGUUCAAUUGGAAUACAUACCGACAAGCAAACAGGGGAAUGCUAGUGCCUGUCUUCUCACUUAAGAAGCCUCCUCUUCGAACUCAAUCACGAAACAACAUGAUGGCAGGAACUCGCCUGUACUCAAAUCACAACAUCCCUGUUCAAACAGUGAGGCUAGGCAUCUUGAUAGACACAAACACUUCAACAAACCUACAUGCUCAUGCAGCGUCGACGCAACUUCAAGCCUCAACAAUGCAAUCACUGGAUAUUAUCUUGAACAUACACACGAAUCAGAAUAGUCAUGCAGGAACUGGCCAUGCAAGGUCUCUCUUCUCAUCGACACCGCCUCGCCUCGAUAAUCUACCACCAGAGAUCAGGGCUCAAAUCUAUGGUUACCUCUUCGCAGGUGCAACACUCGAAGCUUCGAAACCCAACAUGGACCGCUGCAGCACCACUGAUCAGUUCUCACCAUAUAGACUCAUUGAAAACGUCAACACAAGCAUUAUCUCAGCGUCUCGGUUCUUUCACAAGGAUGCAUUGCCAUUCCUCAAGACUGCCACAGCACUAGAAGUUCCGCGGUGCUUCGGUCGUCAUGAUCCUCUUGCAAACAUCCCUGAUGAGUUCCUAUCAAGCAUCAAGAACAUCAAAGUCCAUAUCGACUCAUUCGUACACAUCAAUCGUCGGCGCCUGACGUCUUUACAAGAUGUCCACGUCGUCCACGAUGUCGAUGCGCCGGACGGGUUUGCGGAUAUCGUUCGGUACAUGAACACCAACGGCAGCGUGGAGGACGUCAUCGAAAUGCUCUUUGAUGACGUGUUUAGUUGGAAGUGGAAGCAACGACAAUUUGCAUAUUUGGCAGCAGAGGAGGGCUUUGCCCUCAAGAUGACUGUGUAUUUUUCGAUCUGGUGUCCUGCUCCCGGAAAGACGGGAUUUGAUUUCGAGAUGGACUCUGCCACCAACACGGUGGUUAGGACUACAGGCUUCAUUGGAAGCCAGGAGGUUGCCGUCGACAACGUCGACCAGGCGAAGGAGGACUGGGAGGACUACAGUGGCAUGUAAGCUCGCUGGUCGUCGUUGUCUGUCGGUAACCUCCUGGUGAAGAAUGACUGUAGAGAGCUGCUGUGCCAAGUAGAAAUGGACGAGAUGAUCACGAAGCGCUUCUUACGUCCAAUUGUCCGCAGUCCCCCCAAUAUUGCGGACGUCCACCAAAGCACGACACUCCUCUAUACCGCCUAUAUGCCCCCGUCGUACGCCUGGUCUAACGCACCUGGCAUUGCAAGUUACAGAAGUGGUAACCGGCCAAUCAGAUACUGCCUUGGCGGUUUCGACGCGCUUUGCUGUCACGUGACGACUUUGAGCGCGACACUGGCACUUCACUUCUUCGUCACUUCUGUUUAUCAACAACUUCUCACAUUACGAGUUUCACUCCUACUUUUGUUGUCCUGUGAGCGUUCAUCGUCUUGUUUAUUCUCAUAUACUCGCGUUGCGUGUGGGUGUG
Messenger RNA from Exophiala viscosa, 2016 nucleotides. RefSeq lists its product as uncharacterized. NCBI's taxonomy places the organism in Eukaryota, Fungi, Ascomycota, Eurotiomycetes, Chaetothyriales, Herpotrichiellaceae. The transcript has a single exon. The record is from RefSeq and is a predicted model, not a curated record. Bases 351 to 1577 code for a protein of 408 amino acids.